CCCUUGCAAAUGUAACUCUGCUUGCACACUUGUGGAAGAACGUUCCAUGUCGAAUCCGGUGCUUUGAAAAUUUAAGGUUUUUAACAGUCCUAAGUUGUCACAGCUUGCAAUACCUGUUCUCCUACUCAGUGGCCAGGCAACUUGUGGGUCUUGAAGAAUUAAAAAUCUCUUAUUGCAGGACUAUGAAAACCAUAGUCGCACUUCAGUAUAAAGAAGAGAUAGGGUCCACAAGGAUCUUGUUUCCCAAAAUGAGUCUUAGACUACAAGACCUGUCAAGCCUUGUGAGCCUCAGUGAUGGUCCCAAGACUUUUAGCGACGAUGCUGAUAAUACUUUUGUAUGGCCAUCCACAAGAGUAAUGCACCUGAGAAGAUGUCCCAAAUUGGAGACAUUGGGUUCAUUGAUUCCACGAAAACAAAAACAAAGAAAGAAUAUUCCACAAAUCCAAAAGUUGGAUGCAGGUCCUAGUGAACACACUUCACAAAAAAAGAAUAGUCCACAACCAUCAGUUUCCCCACCAUUCUGGUCCAGUGAACACACUUCCAAAAAAGAGGUUACACCGUCGACAACUAUUAAUGAGUCGGAUGACAGUGAUAAUCUAGAAUGUCUUGAAAUGGAAGACUGCGAGUCACUGCAAGUGAUAUUCCAACCUAAAGAAAGCAAUUAUGCACACAAAUUUACCAAGAUCAAACGAUUGGUAUUGAAAGCUAUGCCAAUGUUAAUUGACAUAUGGGAAAUGGGUUCACAACAAAUCGACGGCUUUCGGAACUUGAGAUGGCUAGAAGUACAUGGUUGUGCGCAAAUGAAAUAUUUGUUUUCACCUUCCAUAGUUAAACUUCUUAUCAGCCUAGAGCAGAUAAAAGUUAUAGACUGUUGGAUGAUGGAAGAAAUUGUUGCAGAGACAGAAGCAGAACAUGCAGAGGAAAUGGAACUUCCUUUAGUGAAUUCCAUCAUGCUUCGUAAUCUACCAAACUUCAAGCGUGUGUGCACUGAAGCUUAUACUUUAAAGUGCCCAUCCCUGGCAGUGGCGGAAUUGGUUUACAUUGAAUGCAAUCCAAAACUGAAAAUAAAAAUUGAUCUCGGGGUUCUACGCACAGUUCCUGCAGAGAAUGCAUCUGUCUGGAAGCAAAGGUAUUAACCAGAGAGGAGAUUAAGAUACCAGUGAGAGAGAAUGAGAGUGGUGGUUACCAACAAAGAGAACAGUUAGGAAGGUGGAUGGUGAUUUUCUCACACACACUGUCAAGGUGGCAUGGGAGUUCGAACUUGAGAUCACUGGUUUGCAAGUCAAUGCCCUUUUCCACCGGACUUGACCCAUGUUGGAUAAUGACAAUUAAUGUUUAUGUUGCUAUCUCUACCGCACAUUCAUUCUAGGUUGCUGAUAAAGUUAACACCUCAAUCCUUCAACAAGAUGGCUAAUGCAGACAGAGGAAGGAACAAUUUUUCUCACCUGGCAACAAAUCACUUUCUAAGUAUUGUU
Molecule: messenger RNA, 1475 nt
Organism: Prunus dulcis (almond)
Lineage: Eukaryota; Viridiplantae; Streptophyta; Magnoliopsida; Rosales; Rosaceae
Exons: 4
Coding region: 183-1136 (317 amino acids)
Source: RefSeq, a predicted model, not a curated record